UCCUUCAGGACGUUGCUACGUGUUCAGUUUGAAGCAGGAAGUCUGCUAUCUAAUUUGCUACCCACGUAGCUAGUGACAGGAGAGUUAACGUUAUCAAAACUGCUGUCGGAGGGCCUACUGGUCUUGCAGCAAUAUGUUGCCGACCACCUCCUACACUGCGCAGAGCCAUGACAACGGUAGCCUGAAUUCACGUGAUGCUGCCCGACACACGGCAGGAGCCAAGCGCUACAAGUACCUGCGGCGGCUUCUCCAUGUCAAGCAGAUGGACUUUGACUUUGCCAUCUGGCAGAUGCUCUAUCUAUUCACCUCGCCACAGAGGGUGUACCGCAACUUCCACUACCGCAAGCAAACCAAAGACCAGUGGGCGCGAGAUGACCCUGCUUUCCUCGUCCUUCUCAGCAUCUGGCUUUGUGUGUCCACCGUGGGCUUUGGGCUCGUGCUGGACAUGGGGUUCGUGGAGACCCUGAAGCUGCUUCUGUGGGUGGUGUUCAUCGACUGCAUCGGCGUGGGGCUGCUCAUUUCCACCCUCAUGUGGGUAGUCACCAAUAAGUACCUCAUGAAGCAUCCCAAUAAGGAUUAUGAUGUGGAGUGGGGCUAUGCCUUUGAUGUCCACCUCAAUGCAUUCUACCCUCUGCUUGUAAUCCUGCACUUUCUACAGCUAUUCUUCAUUAACCACAUUGUAGUCAUCAAUUCAGACUGGUUCGUGGGUUACUUUGUGGGAAACACCAUGUGGCUGAUUGCCAUUGGAUACUAUGUCUACAUAACUUUUCUAGGAUACAAUGCGCUGCCGUUCCUGAAGAACACUGUGGUGCUCCUCUACCCUUUCGCCUUGCUCGGCCUCAUCUACGUCCUCUCCCUCUGUCUGGGCUGGAACUUCACCAAGGGGCUCUGCUGGUUCUACAAGUACCGGGUCCAGUAGGAGGCCCCAGGCCAGGCUGGGCUACUCAAAGACUCUCUGGGGACAUGCAGAUAGACCUGCUUUUGCUGUUUUUCUUUUGGAGAGGGCCUGUGUGUGCCGUGUUUUUGUAUAUCAUGUAAAUACUACUGUGGUUGUAGAUAACGGUGAAAAAAAAUGAUUGUGGAUUGUUUAUAAGAUUUCAUUUUUUUUAACUUGGCAAGUUGUGACAUUUCUGCUUGAGGAGCUGAAGUGCAGAAAUGCAGAGUUCUUUGGUGACUUACAUUUGAUCAGGACUGGGUGGAUUUUCCUCGGACUGUACAUUCCCAAUCACCGCACCUUCAAUAAAGGUUUUUUUACUGUAA
Clupea harengus (Atlantic herring) is the source of this 1260-nucleotide messenger RNA. It is a transcript of the gene unc50, whose product is annotated as unc-50 homolog (C. elegans). Gene Ontology annotation, cellular component: Golgi membrane. The record is from RefSeq and is a predicted model, not a curated record. NCBI's taxonomy places the organism in Eukaryota, Metazoa, Chordata, Actinopteri, Clupeiformes, Clupeidae.